AUGGUGGGAGACAAGGCGAGAGGGGAGAUGAACGCUUUUCAGAGAAACGAAUCCAAGGAAACUUUGUUCACUUUUAUUUCUGCAGGAGAUGAUCCUCCCAAAGGAGAUUUCCCUGUUCAGAAAAAAUCCCCGAAACUCUGUGGCUCCAAUUACCCCCUAAGCAUUGCCUUCAUCGUGGUGAACGAGUUCUGUGAGCGCUUCUCCUACUAUGGCAUGAGAGCUGUCCUGACACUAUAUUUCUUAAGCUUCUUCCACUGGGAUGAGAAUCUCUCCACUGCUGUGUACCAUGCCUUUUCUGCGCUCUGUUAUUUCACACCUGUCAUUGGAGCCAUCAUGGCAGACUCAUGGCUUGGGAAGUACAAGACGAUCAUCUACCUCUCCAUUGUGUAUGUGGUUGGCCACCUGAUAAAGUCAGUCGGUGCAAUUCCAUCCCUAGGCAACCAGGCAGUUCAUGUGAUCCUGUCUAUGGUUGGUCUGUUUUUGAUCGCCCUUGGAACGGGAGGUAUCAAGCCCUGUGUCUCUGCAUUUGGUGGGGACCAGUUUGAAGAGGAACAUACCUCGGAGAGAAGCAAGUUUUUUUCCAUCUUCUAUUUAUCCAUUAAUGCUGGAAGUUUGAUCUCCACGUUUGUAACUCCUGUAUUAAGAGGGGAUGUGAAAUGUUUUGGAGAGGAUUGUUAUGCACUGGCAUUCGGUGUCCCAGCAGCACUGAUGGUGUUGGCUCUUGUUGUGUUCAUUGCUGGAAGUGGACUGUACAGAAAAACGCCACCACAAGGGAACGUCUUACUUGAAGUGUGCAAAUGCAUCGGCUUUGCUCUUAAAAACCGGCUGAAAAACCGCUCCCGUCAGAUUCCAAAGAGAGAUCACUGGCUGGACUGGGCAUCAGAAAAAUACUCGAAACAGCUGAUUGGGGAGGUUAAAAUGGUGACACGUGUUCUCUUCCUCUUCAUACCACUGCCGAUGUUCUGGGCCCUGUUUGAUCAGCAGGGAUCCAGGUGGACUUUGCAGGCCACAAAAAUGAAUGCUGAUUUUGGAGUGUAUGUCCUUCAGCCUGACCAAAUGCAGUUCUUAAAUCCACUUCUUAUUCUUGUCUUCAUCCCAGUUUUUGACCUUGGGCUCUACCCCCUGAUAAACAUGUGCAAAUUUAAUUUCACACCUAUUAGGAAAAUGGCAACAGGUAUGAUCCUUGCAGCCAUGGCAUUUGGACUUGCAGCCAUUGUAGAAGUCAAAAUAAAUGAAACUGAUAUGCCUCGACUUGUCCCAGGAGAAAGUUUAAUUCGGGUCCUGAAUUUGGCAAAGAACCCUGUUCAAGUGACAGUCCAAGACCAAGACCUAUUUCAGCAGCCUGUGGAUGCUUUUCAGAACCCAGCUGAGUACUCAAAAUUAAUAUUGAAUGGAGAGCAACAGAGCCUUCGCUUCACCCUGCAACGUCAAGGAUUGUCUCUUGCUUUUAACUACACCGUGAAGGAAAAAUCAGUAUACAGCUUAAUUGUUUUUGAGGCAGAAGGAAGCCUAUCAAGCCGCUUAAUUACAGACUUGGAAGCAAAGCCAGAAAAUGGUUUGGCAGCUGUUAGAUUCAUUAAUGGUUUGAGCCAAGAUGUCAACCUCACCAUUGACAGCAAACGGUUCAUUGCUGUUCAGAAAAACUACAGUGCUUCUGAGUACUUGCUGCUAGAGAGGGACAAAUAUAAUAAUGGAAAAUGCAUAACUGAAACAGGAGAAUUCACCCUGGAGCUAGGGCUGCUCGACUUUGGCGCAUCAUACACCAUUGUGAUAACUAACGUUUCUGGAGGCGCUGUUAAGACAUGGAAGUCUGAAGACAUCAAAGCCAACAAUGUCCAUAUGGCUUGGCAGUUACCACAGUACUUAUUAAUAUCUGCUGGGGAGGUGAUGUUCUCCAUUACGGGUCUGGCCUUCUCCUAUUCUCAGUCUCCAGCCAGCAUGAAGUCGGUGCUGCAGGCAGGCUGGCUGCUCACCGUGGCUGUUGGGAAUACACUUGUGCUCGUUGUUGCCCAGGCUGCACCAAUGGCACAGUGGGCUGAAUUUGUCUUGUUCACUGUUCUCCUCUUUGCUGUGUGCGUUGUUUUCUCCAUCAUGGGAUAUUUCUAUGUCAGUGUGGAUCCAGAGGACGUAGAAGAAAAGGAAGAGAAGAGACAGUCCCCAAGCAGAGGAAACAUGAUUAGUCUUGUUACGCAGAAAACAAAGCUCUAA
Messenger RNA from Tauraco erythrolophus (red-crested turaco), 2208 nucleotides. It is a transcript of the gene SLC15A2, whose product is annotated as solute carrier family 15 member 2. Gene Ontology annotation, cellular component: membrane. The record is from RefSeq and is a predicted model, not a curated record. NCBI's taxonomy places the organism in Eukaryota, Metazoa, Chordata, Aves, Musophagiformes, Musophagidae. Gene Ontology annotation, biological process: transmembrane transport; oligopeptide transport. Gene Ontology annotation, molecular function: oligopeptide transmembrane transporter activity.